GUUCUCUACAUAUUAAAAUUUUGAAUCCGUACGGAUAUUUAAUCAAAUUUCGACAGAUUCGAUACAAUUUUUAUCAGAUUCGGUUCAGUCCUUCGAAUUCUAAUUUCUUUUUACAGACCCUAGUUUUUAGUAUUAUGCCCCCAGACUAAAAAUGUUUCUGGAUCCGCCACUGAUUAUAGAACCAAUUUUGUCCGUAGCCAGCCAGCCAGCCAACAAGGGAAACCGCCAUCCUCAACCAAAAUCGCCCCUAACCUUUCUGAUGCAACAGAACGCGCCUCGUUAAGACAACUGACGCGAUCUCUCUCUACACAAGGCAUUUGAGGAGCAAUAAUAACAGAACCACACCACACGUUAAAGGCUAUGGCGGCUAUUUCUGGUGCAUUUGUUGUUAGCCAGCCGUCGUUAUCAUCGAGACAACACCAUUCUCCGACCAUGUUAGGCAUUCGUGCUUUUCCGAUGAGCAACAAGACAACUGGAGGUCUGAUCCGUUGCGAGGUUUCUUCAUCAACGGUCUCGGCUCUUCAGCAGCUUAAGAAGUCCUCCAUUGACAGAUACACAAAGGAGAGAAGCAGCAUUGUUGUGAUUGGUCUUAGCGUCCACACUGCUCCUUUAGAGAUGCGUGAGAAGCUUUCCAUUCCUGUUGCUGAAUGGCCUCUUGCUAUCUCUGAGUUGUGCGCUUUGAACCAUAUCGAAGAAGCUGCUGUUCUCUCUACCUGUAACCGUAUGGAGAUUUAUGUCUUGGCCCUCUCUCACCACCGUGGUGUCAGAGAAGUCACCCAAUGGAUGUCCAAGAGAAGUGGAAUCCCAGUUUCUGACAUCUGUCACCACUGGUUUCUUCUGUACAACAAUGACGCCACGCAACAUCUGUUUGAAGUCUCAGCUGGUCUCGACUCUCUUGUCCUAGGAGAAGGUCAGAUACUCUCACAGGUUAAACAAGUCAGAGAAAAACUACGAAGUGGGUUUGGUAUGGUCAUCCCUGGGCUGUUUGAAAAGGCUAUUACCGCUGGGAAGCGUGCCAGAGCAGGGACGGGUAUCGCCUCUGGGGCUGUUUCCGUUAGCUCUGCUGCCGUCGAGCUUGCUCUCACCAAGCUUCCACCAGGAUAUGCAUCCUCCUCUGCUAUGAUGCUGGUUGUUGGCGCAGGAAAGAUGGGGAAGCUUGUGAUCAAGCACCUGGUUGCUAGAGGUUGCACUAGAAUGGUUGUUGUGAACCGGAGCCAAGAGAGAGUUGCAGCUAUUCAAGAGGAGAUGCCAUCUGGCGUUGAGAUCAUUUAUAAACCCCUUGAUGAGAUGCUAGCUUGUGCUGCAGAAGCCAGUGUAAUCUUUACCAGCACAGCAUCUGAGACACCAUUGUUCUUGAAGGAGCACGUCGAGUCUCUCCAUCUUACGGGUGCUCCGAGGCUCUUUGUUGAUAUCUCUGUUCCUAGAAACGUUGGAUCUUGUGUUGCUGAAUUAGACGGCGCGCGGGUUUACAACGUGGAUGACCUCAAAGAAGUUGUUGCUGCCAACAAAGAAGACAGGGCGAGGAAAGCAAUGGAAGCUCAGGAUAUAAUAAGAGAGGAAAGUAGAAAGUUUGAAGCGUGGAGGGACUCUUUGCAGACGGUUCCAACAAUCAAGAAACUAAGAAGAAAAAUAGAUAGAAUCAGAGCUGUUUCGGUUGAAAAGUUCAUGUCGAAAUAUGGGAAAGACAUGGACAAGAAGACGAAGGAAGCAGUAGAGGAUCUAACCCGAGGUAUGGUGAACAAGAUCCUGCACGGUCCAAUGAAACACUUGAGAUGCGAUGACACUGAGAACAGACGGCUGCAUGAGACGCUGGAGAACAUGGAGGCUCUCAACAGAAUGUUUGAACUCGAACUAGAGUUACUCGAGGAGAAGAUCAGAGCAAAGAUGGAACAGAAAUAGAGAGAGAGAGAGGCAUCCAUUUUUUUAAACAUGAGUAGAGAGUGAACAUGUCCUCAUUUUGAUGACAAGUAAGCCACAAUUGUUUUAUUUAUUACGUUUGUGUUUGGUAAUUUUUAACUCUUGCGUUCCGAAAGAAUGAUAAUCGGUGGUAUACAACACAGACUAGUAA
Molecule: messenger RNA, 2068 nt
Organism: Raphanus sativus (radish)
Lineage: Eukaryota; Viridiplantae; Streptophyta; Magnoliopsida; Brassicales; Brassicaceae
Product: glutamyl-tRNA reductase 2, chloroplastic
Exons: 4
Coding region: 361-1899 (512 amino acids)
Biological process (GO): tetrapyrrole biosynthetic process
Molecular function (GO): glutamyl-tRNA reductase (NADP+) activity; NADP binding
Source: RefSeq, a predicted model, not a curated record